Molecule: messenger RNA, 15325 nt
Organism: Cuscuta epithymum
Lineage: Eukaryota; Viridiplantae; Streptophyta; Magnoliopsida; Solanales; Convolvulaceae
Source: the annotation of a GenBank genome assembly
UGUUGGGUAUAUUACCCCGGCCCACUACUGUUCAGAGGCCCAAAGCAUCACCCCGAUACGGAACCCAAUUGGCGAGGCCCGUUUGGGCUCGCCCGGCCCAUUUAGGCCUGCUUCGGCCCAUUAGGCCCGUUGGCCCAUCAGAGACCCUCCCCUAUUUCCUAUAAAUAGGGAGGAGGGCUCCCAUUUAAAAGGAUCCUCUCUUUUUGGCUUUUGGCUCUUCUCUCCCAGGAGAGUUCUCUUCUUCCUCCCUCCUGUAUAUUUUUGAUAGAUUAGCAAGCUUCAAACCUCCAUUAAUGGAGUUCAAGAGUUGUAAUAUGUAAAUGAGUGAUGGGAGGAUAUUAAUGAGAAAGAGCGGGCUUGGACGUUAGCCUAAAAAGUCCCGUGGUUUUCUCCCUUUCCAGGUUUCCACGUAAAAAUAGAUAGUUCAUACACAUUUAUAUAUUUUAUUUAUGUUUAUGCCGAAUCCAUCGUCCUGAAUAUCCGAAGUUUAUGUUGGGCUUCCGGAUCUACGAGACAAAACCUCAACAUUGGCGCCGUCUGUGGGAAACGCUUCAAAAAGAUUCGUGUUCUGCAAAAUUUUUGAUACUAAAAAUUAUCGAUUUAAGCAAGAAAUGAAGGAAAAAUGAUCCUGGGAAACUUUGAGUCGUAGCAAGGAAGAAAAGGAGGGAAAAAUGAUUUCCAGAAAGAAGGGAAAAAGAAUGGAAUAAGCCCAGAUCCAAUCUGGCAGCUUGGUUUUUGGUCACUGCAGCCCCACAAAUUCAGCACACCUUCUCGAUGGAAAAACACCGAUGGAGAUGACCAUGUUAGCCAGCAAGAAGAAACCAGAAUGAUGCUUCACCAAAGAAACAGCCAGUGGAAGAAGAAAAUGUAAAUGGGGCCCACAUGCCCACUAACUUGAGAAAAGAGGAAAUAUCUAUUAUUUUCACGUGGCUGACAAAUACAAAGCAAGUGGAUGAUUUGACAGUCAUCAUUAUCCAAAACAAGCUUCACUUCCCGAAUGCCGAACGGUAUAAUACAUAUUCAUGAGGGAACAGACGUGAUGAACAAGGUCAAAGCUAUGACGACAACGUAAGGGAACAAUCUCAAACAGCAGCACUUCCUGCUCGAGCAGCCUGGUUGCUCUGGCAUCACCUAGCCUUGAGACAUCACAUCCCGAACGGGAAGCUCCUGAACGCUCAAAGCUAACAACCGCAAACCAGCAUCAAAACCCCAGGUGCUCUCAGCCAUGGAUGCCAGGGAGCCGCUAUCCCUGUUUAAAUGCCGUUCGGUCACCGUUUACCGAACGGGAAUGUGCACAACCAACAUAUAUCGGCUGUAACCCUGCCCAUCCAUUUUGGGCAAUCAAAGCAUAGGAAAAAAUCAACUCUGGGAGAUUACCUGAACGGGAGUUUCCCGAACCCCAUACCCAGGAGCACGUCACCUGCGACGCUGCCUGGCUCUAAUGCCGACCAAUCUUCUUUCAGGCGGAGAUAGCAAAUCUUGUUCGUGCAACCACCGUCCACCGGCGACCAGCAAAAUUGCGUCCAGGCAGGGAUAACGGGGUGAGGCGACCUACGUCUCCCAACUACCGCCGCCGUUCGGGACCCAGAUAGGGCACUCCAAGCAAUCUUCUUGCUCUAGCCGCGGCUGCUCGUGCUACCCGUCCGGCCAAACCUAUGCAAGGAAAAUCUCGUCUCCAUUCCUGCUCCAAGGUCUGGCUACUGGGAUGAAACUCCCGCUCAAUACUCAACACCUAGCCGUCCAGCAUGUGCCGGUCGGGUCUGGCUUCCGCAGGUUUCCUUGGGGUUGACGUACUAUGCAGCUGCGCUUAGGAAGAUUCGGCUGAGCUGCGAUGUGUUGGCGUGAGAUGCCUUCCAUAGAAGCAGGCCCACCACAGCAAAGGACAAGGCACCGAAUUGAGAUUUGGGCUUCAGCUGUACGGGUAGAUGGGCCAGAACCGAACGGGGGUUUUUCCUGGAUCAGCAAUAGUUCAAGCUCACAUUGUGCCAGCCCAUCUCCAGGAGCUAAGUAUCACAUACUUUCUUCCUUUAUUGAUUAAAGUAGUAGAAUAAUACGGAGUGGUAUUAUUUCACUUUUAGGUGUAUAUCACCAUCAUUUUAUAAGGAUCAACGUAUCCCGGGCAAAAUAAUACCGAACGAGGCCCCAAUAAUUAAAGUACACCGUCAUUUUUAAAUCAAAUGAUUGGUUGUAAUGGGGGUCAUUGGCUUACCCCGAUCGGCCUUUACUUGUUUAGUAGGGAUUAAAAUAUCCCGAGUGAAAUAAAUAUCGAGCAACGCUCGAGUGAUAAAUCCACUGCCAUUUGUGAAUUAAAAUGAUUGGUUGUGGUGGGGGCCAUUGGGUUAUCUCAAUCGGCCUUAAUUUGCGGCCUUAAUAUUACUAGGUGAUUAUUUGUUUAGUAGGGAUUAAAAUAUCUCAAGUUAAAUAAUGACCGAGCGAAGCCCCAAUGUUUGAGUACACCGUCAUUUUUAAAUUAAAUGAUUGGUUGUAGUAGGGGCUAUUGACUUAUCCCGAUCGGCCUGAAUUAGCAGUUGGAGCAUUUGUGGACCCGCUCGGUGAGGCCGGACAUCCAUGAAAAAAUUGAAUAGAAUGAUGUAUUAAUACUUCUGAGCGAUUAUCUGGUUGGGAGGGAUUAAAAUAUCUCGAGUUGAAUAAUAAACUGGGCGAAACUCUCGUAAGGAAUUCACCAACAUUUUAAAUUAAAUGCUUAGUUUGAGUGGCCGAACGGUCCACUCCCGAUCGGCCAAAACUUAUUGACUAAAGCAUUCCAUAGGGCGUGGCCUAAGGACAUAUUUUAAUUUAGGGACCAUUCAUGGUCCCGAUCGGCAUUAAAUGCCAGGUCGACAAUUGUACCCAGUACGGGGCGAAAUACGUACUUGAAUACUCGGCAAAACACUAGGUGCUUCCGGUCGUGGACUCUGGCAAUUCGAGAAAUAAUUCUAGACCGAGGGUUAUUAUUACUACUUCGGCUGAUAAUCAUAAGGAAACAAAGGAAAAUAUUAUACGUAUGUGAAUGUAUAUACUUGUAUAUGUUGUUUGGCCGUACGGCCGUAUUACCAUGCUAAUUGUGCAGUGAAAUUUGUUCGAUAUUCUCGAACGGGGAGAUCAUGAUGCACAGAGAUGUUCAUGACGACUCGGCAUGAAGCGCGUAGACGUUCAUGACUAAAACGGGAAAUGGAAAAGGAAUCACAUUCUUCCAGGGCCGUUCGAUGUUCUCGAACGGGGAAAUUAUGGAGCACAGGGAUGUUCAUGACGUUUGACAUGAAGCGCAGAGACGCUGAUGAAUGGGAACGAAAAGAAGGAAUACUUACACUCAGAGCCGGUCGGUCAGACCGGACGGGAACAUCAGGAAACGCAGGACAUCCACAAUCGGCAAAAAAAAAAAGAAAGGAAAAGAAAAAAAAAGGGGAAAGAAAAAAAAAGAAAAGAAAAAAAAAAGAGAAAGAGGAAAGGAAAGAAAGAAAAAAGUAUAAUAACAAAAAAAAAGAGAGAGAGAGACUACAAAUGUAUAGAUAUCACGACGCGUGAAGGGAAGUCCUAUGGACUGUACGCCACAUGAGCUUUCAGAUUACGCUCCAUGACUGGCAAUCCGGCCUCCGCUAUUGGCACAUAGAGCGAGCAACAUUAUGGGCAGAGGGCGCCGGUAAGCCCCUCGGAUUUACAGAUCGGCCUCCCAACGCCGACUUUUCUCUCACCACGACCGACCCUCCUGGUUUGGCAUGGUGAUCAUUUGGAAGACCGGCCUCAUCUCCGCUCCUCGCGGAUGAGGACUGUUGAUUAUUUCUUUCUGAUCGGCCCCCAGCGCCGACAUCAUUACAUGGCCACCGACCCCCUGGUACGGUCCCAUCACCACAUUUUGAAGACCAGCUUCAUCCUCGCUCCCCACGGAUGAAUAUCGUUGCUCGAGCUUUUGGAUCGGUGACUUAGUACCGACAUCUUUACAGCAUGACCAUACUUUAUGGACCGGCUGCCACAGUUGCCGCUGUUUGUCCCCAUAUCAUGAUCGGCCUCUCGGCACGACAUGUUUACUAUUUUAGAGGCAUCUUCACGCUCCACGGAGGAAGACAUACUAUCGGGAUGAUCGGAUCGCUUCUAUAGCUCUACGCUCAGCCACCUCGGCACGGCGUGAUCAUCAUUGUGAGUCCCUGUAUUUGUAUAUAUAUACAUAUUUAAAAAAAAAAGAUAUAUAAGAGGUGGAUGCGAGAUUCCGUCUGGAAAACCCAGAGAGAAAAUGAGAGAAAAGGAGAUCAGGGCUCCUCAAUUAUCGCCUCAACCAUAGGUAUGAAUGAACCGUAUCGGAAAAACCGAACGUGGCAUUGAAACUGUGGUUUGGCGGCGAAGGGCAGACCAUUAGUAUGGAUGAUCCGGACCGGAAAAACCGGACGAUUGCAUCGGAACUAUUGGUCAAAAUCCUCAAUCGUCAUAGGUUCAUCGGACCGUUCUAGUGGGACGAACGGACGAAUGGAACUAUGAAUUCAUUGAGUCUCAUUUCAGUCAGGGGAGAACGACCCGUUCGUCGAAGGCGAGCGAACGGGGGACACAAACUGACUUGGAGGUGAUGUGAAACAAAUGGUGGAACACAAUGGUCUUGGGUCGACAGGUCUGUAUCUGAUAGAGUCCGUGGAGCACCCCGUCCGAAAGAUAGGGGGGUUCUACGACCGUGUUCACCAGUACGUGGCAUAAACAUUUGGGCUACCCAAAUGUCGCGACGGCUCGUUGAGUGUGGUAGCCAUCCCCAACCAAUUAGUUAGAGCGAUCCGUCCAAAUCAGACCGGACAGGUGAUCUCGGCUGGUUGGUUUGAGCUGGGGAAUUAAAGCUAACAUUCUUCUCUCAAUCAUUUUAUGCAGCACGCACGGGCUCCACAGCACCGUCGUGUUUUGCUCUCGGUUUGGCUCGUCCAUCCUUAAUCUGGGAUGACGACCGCCGCUUUUUUGCAGCACGCACGGGCUCCACAGCACCGUCGUGUUUUGCUCUCGGUUUGGCUCGUCCAUCCUUAAUCUGGUAUGACGACCGCCGCUUUUAUGCAGCACGAACGGGCUCCACAGCUCCGUCGUGCCUGGUUCUCGAUCGGGCUCGUCCAUCCUUGAUCUAGGAUGGCGACCAUCGCUCUUAUGCAGCAUGCACGGGCUCCACAGCACCGUCAUGCCUGGCUCUCGGUCAGGCUCGCCCAUCCUUGAUCUGGGAUGGCGACCGCCGCUUUUAUGCAGCACGAACGGGCUCCACAGCUCCGUCGUGCCUGGUUCUCGAUCGGGCUCGUCCAUCCUUGAUUUAGGAUGGCGACCAUCGCUCUUAUGCAGCAUGCACGGGCUACACAGCACUGUCAUGCCUGGCUCUCGGUCAGGCUCGCCCAUCCUUGAUCUGGGAUGGCGACCGCCACUUUUAUGCAGCACGAGCGGCUAGCUCUACAGCGCCGUCGUGCCUAGUGCCGGAUUGCAUCUCACUUAUGGCUUAUGCAUGCCGUGCGCCCAAGACUGUUCAAAGACACUGAUUCAGGGGGGCAAGGAAGGACGUGAGCAAGAGUAUACUUUCUCGAGCAGAUUCACAUGCUCACUACUCAAGAAACUGGGGGACUUGUGUUGGGUAUAUUACCCCGGCCCACUACUGUUCAGAGGCCCAAAGCAUCACCCCGAUACGGAACCCAAUUGGCGAGGCCCGUUUGGGCUCGCCCGGCCCAUUUAGGCCUGCUUCGGCCCAUUAGGCCCGUUGGCCCAUCAGAGACCCUCCCCUAUUUCCUAUAAAUAGGGAGGAGGGCUCCCAUUUAAAAGGAUCCUCUCUUUUUGGCUUUUGGCUCUUCUCUCCCAGGAGAGUUCUCUUCUUCCUCCCUCCUGUAUAUUUUUGAUAGAUUAGCAAGCUUCAAACCUCCAUUAAUGGAGUUCAAGAGUUGUAAUAUGUAAAUGAGUGAUGGGAGGAUAUUAAUGAGAAAGAGCGGGCUUGGACGUUAGCCUAAAAAGUCCCUUGGUUUUCUCCCUUUCCAGGUUUCCACGUAAAAAUAGAUAGUUCAUACACAUUUAUAUAUUUUAUUUAUGUUUAUGCCGAAUCCAUCGUCCUGAAUAUCCGAAGUUUAUGUUGGGCUUCCGGAUCUACGGGACAAAACCUCAACACAUACCUAUUAAAAUUAUUUCUCAAAAUAUACUUAUAAGCUUCGCCAUUGCACCCGCUACUUGAGCUAAUUGUCCACCCCUUCCACGUGUGAUUUCUAGAUUAUGUAUAGUUGUGCCUAAGGGGAUUUUGAUCAAUUUGGAUUGAAACAUCUGUACCAGAAACAAUGGUAUCUCCAAUUUGAGCCCCUCUCGGAUGUAAAAUAUACUCCCUCCGUCCCAUUUAAAGGUUCUCGUACACUAUUCUCCGGUCAACGUGCAUUCCUCUUAAUCUUUUACUUUAUAUAUCGAAAGUUUAUGAAAUCUAAACUAUUUUUUGCAGGUUUUGUAGCGGUUUUAAUGUAGUUUCUGAAUAUGUAAAUUUUAUUUUUUAAAAACAAUUCUAUUAAUGACAGGGGUCGGUUAACUUUAUGGUCGGUCAAACGUCGUAAACUGUGUGGGAACCUUAAAGUGGGACGGAGGGAGUACUUCUUCUCACCAAGCCCAAAACUCCAUUCCCCUAUCCAUUGUCCCCUUGUUUCGCUCUUCCUCUAAGGCGUUGUUGUGUAACAAGCGCAUAAUGUCCACUGCAACGCCCAUGCAGUUUAUCAUCAACUUGAUGAAUUACGACUAAUUCUGACAAUUCCGACAAUGGCAGGAGAAAAGGCGACAUUUACCUAUUAUAGAGAUGGUGUGAUUUGAUUAUUGAUUUAUCAUUUUGUUCUUUUUUUCUUUCAUCUGGAAUAAUGUUUCUAAGCUUUAUGAGAAAGACAACAAAUACAACUCACUAAUUAUUAUCAUAAAAAAAGUCAAAUUUUUAGAACCAGCAAGUUGUUCUAUUGUAACCAGUUAGCUGAAGUUUUUGCUUUUAUUGUAGAAAUUACGUUUUAUUUCAGAUUCAUAUCAUCAGAGCGGAGGUCGUACUACUUCUGAAUUGCUAUUGUGUAUUUAGACAAUAUUUAAUUAUUGUCAAAAUAACUGUACCGUUUUGCUAUUAGAACCUUUCAAUGGGACGGAGGCAGUACUACUUAACAUUUAGAUGUAAAAUGCCCAGUACCUAAACCAUAGAUUCUUUCACAAAGUAAGGAUGUUUUCUUUUGGACUAUUUUCAGUCCCAGACGUACCAGACCAGGCCGGAACAGACCAGACCAGACCAGACCAGGCCAGACUUUUGUAGUUAUAAAAUACACAUAGACUAGAUAUUUAUCAAACCAGACCGGUUCAGACCAUACCAGACCAACAAAUUUUAGUCCAAAAGAAAACAUCCUAAUAGUUACACCAGCAAACUAAAAAGUAAUGCAACAGAAGAGCAGGUUUGAAUUGCAAAUUUUGAUAUACGUAUUCUUAAGGUUUAAUUGCUUCAUUUUUUUCAAUUGUGCUACUACAUACAUAUUGCAGCCCUUAAUUAAACUAUUUCUUACAAGAAGUACAUGAAUCGGUAGAACAUUUGACAAUCAGAAUUCAAACAGAAGUUAAAUACGCAGUACAAGGUUUUAUAAUUGGAAAAGUUAAAUCACUUACGGGGGAAGUUGUCAAAAGAGCUGAUUAAUUUGUUUUUGCAAUCAGUACUGCCAUCUUGGUUCUUUUCUAUGAUAGGUACCUGCAGAUUAAAGGUUAUUUGCCAUAGCCAUAUGUUGUACGGAGUAUCAUAAUAAUUGGUCUACAGUGCAAAGUAAUUUAAGAGGCAGAGAUAGUUAGAUGGUCUCCAAAUGGGUAAUUAACGGAGGAGAUGAGGAGAAUGGUCAGAUGGUCUCACUCUCUAGACGGUAAGAUAACGGAGGAGACAUGGAUAAACAUAACGGAAAUAGGAGCUUAAUAAUAAGAAGUACAAUAGCUUUUGCAAAAUGUACAAUAUCAUAUAGCUAUAAAAUUACACCAACACAUUUUCAUAUUCAAAAUAUCCCUACCCUCAUUCACAUUUAUAAGUUUUUAGAUUAUUAUUUUGAGCUUGUUGUUUCCUUACAUAAAUUUUGUGUUACAGUGAAAAUGAGUAAAAUAUUUAUAAAAAAAUGUGCAGGUUAAAAGAAGUGAUCAUACUUAAUAGAAUGUUUAAGCACGUUAGAGAAUUCAAAUGAUCUUUUGAAUUUUUUAUGUUCAUGAUGGAGUAUAUGGCCCAGGAGCCCCCGACCCAUACACUCCUACUUCUCCUACAUAAGCCCACUGAGCCCAGGGAGCAUCUCAGGCCCAAGGACAACGACCCAAGCCUCAAAGGAGCUCAGAAUACGCACUGGGGUGCCUUCGGCCUCCUUGGCCGAAGGCUCCAAAUUACACAGGGCAGCCAGGUUUGGGCAUACAAAGCUACUGGGAGAAACGGCGUAAAAGGGGUAGCCUUCGGCUAUCCGGAGCCCUCGGCACCAACGGUGCCCUCGGCAUUAGAGGGGUCUUCGACAUCCUCAGGCCUCCGGUUACACCAAGCCCUCGGUCGAAGGGGGAGCCUUCGGCCAACGGCUCUAUCAUCAAAGAUUCCCUUUGGAGACAGCCAACCACCGCAUUUAAUGCGGCGUCACAUCCACCCACCGCAUUUAAUGCGGUGAACAUGCCACUGUCGGUGCCACCCGAUUGAUGUGACCCUUCGGCCGUUGGAUUACUGACACGUGUACUCUCAUCGCAUUUAUUGCUGCUAUAAAUAGCAGCCCUUAUUCCCCUUGUAAAACACGCUGAGUUCGUUUAAUACAAUCGACUCUCUCUCCUCCUAUUUGCUCUGACUUCUCUCUAAGUUAUUCCCGCAAUAACCCCUCAGAUAAGAUAUCCCCCCCGGGUAGACUAUCCAUCAUUUGGUGCUUUCAUUGAAAGGUCUGAACAAUCAAGGAAGAACCACCCGUGGCCAAUCUAAAACCCUCGAGGAAAACCACGUAGCCCCCGACGAAACCAACGGGGCCGAAGCCUCCAACAGGCUCUUGGUACCCGAAGGCGGCACCAUCCUCGAAUUAGAGCAGGCCGCCACUGACCUCCGUCAGCAGCUUCAGAAGGCUGCCCCUGAUGCCCGCAUUAGGCUUGAUAAUCGAAGGAGGGAUCGGAGUGAGGGCCAAGCCCCUCCUCCGGCCCCGUCCAUCGAUCUUCAGGCUGCCUUUGCGGCCUUUGUCCAAAAUAUGGCCCUCAACCCCGGCGCCUUCGCCACUCAGGCACCCCUCCAGCCCUAUUUUGGAGGGAAUAUUGUUCAUUUUCCACCACCCCCUCCUCUGUUCGGCAAUCCCGUCAUGCCGGUUGGCAACGCCGAGGGGGUCGUGGCGCAAGAUACCGCCUCCCAAGAGGCCCAAUCCAAAGACAAGCGGCCCAUGAACAAAGAGAAGCCCCGAACCUCUGCCCUUGAGAGGUUGGGAGCAGCUCCUGACCGCCUCGGUGGUAAAGCAAUCAGCAGGCCUCAGGAGAGUGGGGGCUCAUUCUCGGGGGCCGAAGAGAGGCCUCCCCCUCGGGACAAAGGUAAGCCCCCCCUCCAUCCCGAAGACGCCAGGCACCAGAUCAACAACGCUCAGUCCUUCCGGGCCAACUCCCAAGGGGUUGAUCCGAAGGACCCGAAGGAUGAAAUCAGCGAGGCCCUCCUCCGCCAACUUGAGGAGGCCCGUCAGGCGCCCCCAGCAGACCCAGCGCUUCAACACAAUUACUCCUUUUCCCUUCAAGUACCCUUCGGCAAAAGGAGUGGGGGACUCCUGAUGGAGUAUAUGACCCAGGAGCCCCCGACCCAUAGACUCCUACUUCUCCUACACAAGCCCACUGAGCCUAGGGAGCAUCUCAGGCCCAAGGACAACGGCCCAAGCCUCAAAGGAGCUCAGAAUACGCACUGGGGUGCCUUCGGCCUCCUUGGCCGAAGGCUCCAAAUUACACAGGGCAGCCAGGUUUGGGCAUACAAAGCUACUGGGAGAAAUGAUGUAAAAGGGGUAGCCUUCGGCUAUCCGGAGCCCUCGGCACCAACGGUGCCCUCGGCAUUAGAAGGGUCUUCGACAUCCUCAGGCCUCCGGCUACACCAAGCCCUCGGCCGAAGGGGGAGCCUUCGGCCAACGGCUCUAUCAUCAAAGAUUCCCUUUGGAGACAGCCAACCACCGCAUUUAAUGCGGCGUCACAUCCACCCACCGCAUUUAAUGCGGUGAACAUGCCACUGCCGGUGCCACCCGAUUGAUGUGACCCUUCGGCCGUUGGAUUACUGACACGUGUACUCUCAUCGCAUUUAUUGCUGCUAUAAAUAGCAGCCCUUAUUCCCCUUGUAAAACACGCUGAGUUCGUUUAAUACAAUCGACUCUCUCUCCUCCUAUUUGCUCUGACUUCUCUCUAAGUUGUUCCCGCAAUAACCCCUCGGAUAAGAUACCCCCCGGGUAGACUAUCCAUCAGUUCAUUUUGUAAAUUAUGUAUAUUCAUCUGAUGCUGGUUUUAUACUCAUUUUAUAGAUACAAGAGCACAUACAAUGAUGCUGAAUUACAUGUUUCUAAUACUUAAUAGAAGAUGUAUGAUGCUCAAUGGAAAUGUCUUGAUGUUCAAAUAAAAAUACUUAUAAUUUUCAUAACAAUACUCAUUUCAUGAGUUAUUUAUGCUCAAGAGGUACUCAUGUUAUACUCAUUUUUAAAAUGUCAUAUCAAUACAUAUUUUAAAACUACCAUAUUACAUUAGAUUCCUAUGAGAUCGAAUUGAUUAUAGACACAAGAGUAGAGAUUACGAUACUCAAUUAAUUACAUGCUUUUAAUACUUAAUAGGAAAAGUUUGAUGCUUAAUUAAAAUGUCUUGAUGAUCAUAUAACAAAGCUUAUUAUUUUCAUAUCAAUGCUCAUUUUGAAAGUUAUUUAUGAUCAAUUUAAAAUAUCGUACCAAUGUUUAUUUUAAAAUUAUCAUAUUACAUUAGAUUCACAUAUUCAAAUUCAUAAGAAUUGAUUAUAUUCAUAUAAUUUAAUGAGUUUUAAUAUAAAAAAAUAAGAAAAAGAAAGUGAAUUACAACAUUACAUUGCAUUCACACGAGAGUUGAUUAUAGACACGAGAGGAGAGCUCAUGAUACUCAAUUGCACGCUUUUAAUACUCAAUAAAGAGGUGUUGAUGCUCAAUGAAAAAUCUUUGAUGCUCAACUAAAGAUGUUUAUUGUUUUCAUAUCAAUGCUCAUUUUGUAAGUUACAUAUGCUCAAUUCAUACUGAUGUUAUGCCCAUUUUUAAAAUAUCAUAUCAAUGCAUAUUUCAAAAGUAUUAUAUUACAUUAGAUUCACAUAUUGAACUUCAUAGAAAUUGAUAAUAUUUUAAUUUAAUAAGUUUUAUAAAAGAAAAAAACGAAUUAGAAGAUAUGACGCAGAGAUUAUGAUACUCAAUAUUAGACUCCUAAUAAUCAACAGAAUAGGUCUAGGACUAAUUAAAAGUUCAUUAAUGCUCAUUUAACAUAAAACAUUAUUUUUAUCACAAUAUAGGAGGUUUGAUGCUCAAUGAAAAUAUUAUUACGCCCAACUAACAAACCUUGCGAUUUUCAUAUUUAUGCACAUUUUGAAAGUUGCAUAUGCUCAUUUGAUACUGAUAUCAUGCUCGUUUUUAAAAUGACAUAUCAAUGCAUUUUUCAAAAGUAUAAUACUACACUAAAUUCGCAUAUUGAAGUUUAUAGAAGUUGAUUAUAAAUAUAAUUUAAUGAGUUUUUGUAAAAGAUACAAAAAUAAGAAAAAGAAAGUGAAUUACAAUAUAUAAAAUUGAUAUCACAAUACUCAUUAUUCGACUCUUAAUACUCAGUCCAAUAUGUUUGAUGCUCAUUAAAAGUGUAUUAAUGUUCAUCUAACGAAAAUCGCAAUUUUCACUCAAAUUACGAAAAUGUCACCAUUUUUUAUUUAUGAUAGCAAUUUUCUUGUAAUAAGACGGUACUUAUUAUUAGAUGCUUAUACUCAUCAAAAUUGGACUAUUGCUCAUUAACAAUACACAAAGGUUCAUUUAGCAGAAAUCACGAUUUUUACAUUAAUUACAAAAUUGCCACCGAAUUAUUUUUCUAUUUUCCCAUUAGACCUGUAACUGGGCCGGCUGUACAGUGCUCGCCGUACAGCCGGUGGUACCAUAUACCAACUCCUUGUUGCUGCUCAUCCCAAUCUUUAUAUGUACCUAUUUUUUAUUUUUAUUUUACUUUUAACAAUUCAAUCAUUAAAAUUUAGUUCACUAAUGUGGUAAGGCAUGGAUCAUGUGCGUAGUAUUUUAUAUGGACCAUUUUAAUUGCAAUUUUAAAAUUUAGUUCGCUUUAUGUGGUAAGGCAUGUAUCAUGAACCUAGUACUCCAUCCGUCCCAUUUUACCUAUCUUACUUUCUUUUCUGGGUUUUCUCAAAAUAAGUGUCAUCUUUCUUUUUUUAAAAAGAAAUAUGUGGCUCACAACAUUUCACUUUAGUAUACUCAAAUGUCAACCCCAACUUUUACCUUUUCAACCACUUUAUUAAAAAUUAUGUCAAAACCAAAGGAGACAUAUAAAAUGGGUAUACGUAGUUUAACAUUAAAAUCAUGCAAUUAUAAUACUUAAUAAUAAAAAAUUUAAAAUAACUCAAAAGGCAUGAGAUAUUUUUGUCACAGAAGAUAAGAUUAUGAUUAACACUUAGAGCAUCUCCAAUGCUACAAUGUCCACGGUGCACAUGUGGCAUGAGAGAGAUAGACACAAAAAAUUGAUUUUAUGACAUUCCUCUCUCAGUCUUUCUACGGUUUUAUUUGUUUUUGGUUAGUUUUUCUCUGCAAUGUCAACCAUAAUGUCUACAUCUAGACAUUGUGCUUGACAUUGUGAAGAAAAAUUUACAAAAAUGAUAUAAGAUCCUUCAAAUAAGGAGAAAUAUAUUUUAUUUACUGUUUUUUGAUUGGCUAUCUCUGAUGUCACGUAUGCACCGUUAACGUAUUAACAUUGGAGAUGCUCUUAGAGCAUCAAUUUAUGUGAAUUGCCACAUCACACUCCACAAAAAUUAUCAUCUCCAGCGCUAAUAUGCAUUUUAGCUGUGAUGCUGAGUUGUAAUGCAAAUGAAUGGACGGUGUCUAUUUGCCUUUCUAUGAGCCCGUUUGGAGACCCCCUUUUUCGGCUUAUCAGCCAGCUUUUUCACCAAACACGUAAUUUUUACUUUCGCGUGCUGAAUUGUGUAAUAAGCAGAAAAAGUAAGGUUGGAGUUACUUUUCUGGCUGUAUUUGCUAAAGUUACUGUAGAUGACCAUUUUAACUAUUUUUACAUAUAAUUUUUUCUUUAUUUUAUUAAUAAAAUAUAUUUUUAAAAUAUUUUUUUCUAGAAUCAGCCAAAACAGCCACUUCAGCCAGAACUUUAUAAAUUUCAGCAGAAACAGCCAAAACAGCCGAUUUUCAUGCUACCAAACGGGCUCUAGAUGUAGCAGUUAUGUCUCACCUCGUGACUCAGCACAAAAUUGAUUAUACGGAGUAAUACGACACAGUAUUUCAUUAGCAUCUAUCCUCUUGUUCCCGUCCGGUUGCAAUAGUACCCGAUGCGACGACUAACUCCGGCACCAUCUCACAAAUCGCAGCCCCUUUUCACGGCGGCAGCGGCGGGCAACCUCUUUUUUCUCCGGCUAUCGUCUUCUCCUACUCUUCAAACUUCGAAAAUAGAGAUUGCCUUCCCUUCCAAUUUCCAAAGCUUGAGCACUCUUUCCGAUCUCUUUCGGUGUUGUUGGCUAUUGUCCCUGCUAUCCUCAUCACGUCAGCUUCCUCUGUAUGCUUGAGGAAUUGGGGGUAACAAGGAGUCAGGGACUUCUUUCUUGUCCCACAUGCUGGAAGCUCAUUGGAAUUACUUUCUGCACUCAUUCUUUGAGGUUUCAAUUUGGUUCCUGUGAUCUAUCUAGACUCAGAGACGGUUUAUGUCUUAGCCUCAGUCGUCGUCAUAUCAAGCAAAUAUGUCAACUUUUUGCAGAUUACAUAAUCAAAUCUUCUCCUCCCUCAGCAAGAGGCAUCCCUGUAGUGUUCUUCAUUUACACUUCUUGUACUAUUUCGCCGUUCUUUUCAUUUUCGACCAUCAGGCAUGUGUGUAUGUAUAUAUUAGUAUAUUAUAUAAUAUACUCCGUAUAUUUAAAAUAUACUUCGUAUAAUGCCUAACUAAUGGGGGAAUCCACUAUAUACUCGGUAUACUGCCUUUUAAUUUCAAUUUUUGUGUAUGAGCGGAGAAUGCAAGAAGGCUCAACUCCGUUGGAGAAGAAGAAUGAAUUUAAGGGUCUCUGCAUUCACGUCAGCUACACAGGAUGUCCAUACGGAUGAGGUGUCCAAACCGGUCUUAUCUACGUAGGACUUGGGACGUAGGACUUAUCUCACCAUUUUCCCUACUCUCUAGUCUCUACCUUCAUUUCUUCCAUCACAUCCCAUCCCAUCUCAAUUUUCCCACUUCUUCAUUCGCCGCAUAACAUAGAAGAAUUACUCGGUAUACCACGUACUAUGGAAACAGCUCUCUUCUCACCAUCUUCUCUAUUCGCCGACUCCGACUACAACUCUGCUGGUACCUGUGUACUUACUUUCUUCUAUGUUAUACGACACACUAUCAUAUACUCCAUUUUUACACACUAGGAGGCUUCUUUGCAGAUGAGGAGAUUACAGAUUCUCAAAACCAAAACUUCGUAGAGAGGAGCCACCAGUUUCCUGGGAUGGUAUUGCUUGUUCGAGAGUUUUGUUUCCACGAGUUGAAUGCAAAUUUACUUUGGCCUGGGACGUUUGCAUUUGCAGAGUGGCUAGUUGAACAUAGAUCCUGGUUGGAAGGUCAGAGGAUACUUGAGUUAGAUGUUAAAGAGUAUCCAAAUUUGAUCAAAACACUGUCAUAUCUGCUGAAAACGUAUACACCUGAAGUUAUUGACUCUGAUUCUCCAGGUUAUGACCAACAUGAUGUGUUGCAUGCAUUGCCCAGACCAGUAUUUUUAAUGAGCUGGAGGCGGAGAAUAGGGAAAGAGGACGAGUCACUGUUUUUUGUUGGUUGUGAAAAAGCUGGUCUUGAAGUAAAGCAUUUGGGAUCCUGUGUUUAUUGCAUUAAUCUUACACCUAAAUAAGAAACAGUGGAUCAAUUGGGAUGAUCUCUUGCUAGUGUCACUCCACUUGCAGCUUUAGACAAAUGAGUUGAGUUUUGUUUUGUACCCAACAGGCUCAAGUGAUCUGUCAAUCCUUGGGUGUUCCUGCAUAAAACAAAACAAAAAGAAUGGUUUUGUUUUGUUUCCAAGAUUUAAUGGUGCCAAUUCACCCUUGUGAUGAGUGGUGUGACUGUAACUCUGUAAGGGAACAUCUGCAUCCACAUGGUCAUGCAAGGAAUAUGGAAACGUACAUUUUUUACUGAUCCAUGAUUUACCAUGAAUCGUAAUGAC